Cherax quadricarinatus is the source of this 3219-nucleotide messenger RNA. The record is from RefSeq and is a predicted model, not a curated record. Lineage: Eukaryota; Metazoa; Arthropoda; Malacostraca; Decapoda; Parastacidae.
AUGGCGGAGUGUGGGCGGUGUGGUGUAUAUGGGUGUCAUCAUAGUCCGGAUAACGACCAUCCAGAGGAGUGUAAAGUGUGUUUUGACAAUUAUGAUGAAGAACUACGACGGCCACGCACUCUGCCGUGUGGCCACACAUUCUGCUCACAAUGUAUUGAAGAUACAAUAAAUGAUGUUCAACUAACCUGUCCCAGCUGCCGUGCUGAGCACAGCGCCACAGCUGCUACUCAAUUCCCAAUCAGCUACAUUGUGGAGGCCUUCAUAAAGAAAUUCAAGGAUACCCAUCUCACACCAGCGGGCGCAGUGUUAGCAAAAUGUGGUCAAGAUCGCAAAAGAGGCUUCAGCGAAAAGCUACAGUCUAUGGUACAGGAAGAGAAGAGCAGUAUCAAUAACCUAAUAAGUGAGUGUGAAGAAAUGCUGUCCCAGUUGGGCAAGUACCAGGGGCUGGUGAGGGACUGGAAUACCCUGCACCACCAACUGCAGGACAGACUCUAUGAUCUGAUGGAGAAGAACAUGGCAGCAAUAGAGCUCCUGGAACAGGAAGAUAUAAGUGUGGUGAAUAUGACAACAGAAGGAGAGGAUGGAAAGAAGCAGCUGCAGACCAUGCUGGAGUGCCUCGACACAGUCACCACUGCACAGGAGGUAUUUGCAGUCAUUGAUGAAGCUGAUCAGAGCAACAUGGAGGCUGAAGAUUGGAUCCAGAAGUGUCAGGAACUCUUCCCAGAUGUCAACACUAUCUCUACUUCAGUGAAGGUGCAGGAGACUAUCAAGAAGGUUUUCAACAUGACCACAGAGACAGGUGCCACAGCUGUCUCUGUCCUGGAAGAUUCUAGCUCAACAAUCAUGGAGACAGUUGGGAGAAUUACUGGUGAAAUAUCUCCCAAGAAAUUAACUGUUGAUGAUCUUCGUGGGAUGAGUGAGAGCAUCAAGAGGCUGGUGGAGGCUGGCCUGGUGUUGGGUGUCCACCAAGACCAAGAUGACCUCCGCUACUCCAGGAUAACUUUACAAGAUGGUCAUCUGUAUCUCCACACUCUCCAGCACCAACCACCACAUUACCACACUAUCCAGGUGACGGAGGUGAUGGAGGCACUGGAGUCGUCCUCCACUCUGGUAUUUCUUGACCUAGCCUGGCCUGGAUCACCCAGACAAAGAGUGCACAUCCAGGUGAAUACUGACACCAUGAUGGCCAGACAGUUUCUGUUGUUGUGCACUGGACAGCAGCAGCAGUCAGGCUCUUCCUCAACACUAAACUGUUGAAGGUGUGGCACAAGGAUGAGCCAGGGAAGCAUGUGAUGGGUGGAGACUACCAGUACAAUAAUGUUGAGGGAGGAGCACCACUGCUGCCUCACCAGCGUGGUCACAAGUACAAGAAGUCAGGCAGUGCUGGUGCUGUGUUGUCAUGGUAUGACCCAUGGAGUAACAAGAGUGCACAGUUCUGUAUCAUCACCAGGAACCUCACAGAUGGUCUCGAGUGGUCCAGUGUCUUUGGUAAGGUGGUGAGAGGCAUGGAAGUGGUGAGAGCAGCAGUCAACCACAGGGACAUCACAGAGGUGACUGUUGUGGACUGUGGUGUUUUGAUGUCUCUCUAGUUCACUGUAUCAUCACUAUUGUGUGUCACUAUCAUUGCUGUAUAUCACCAUCAAUACACUGAAGCCACAUUCACUGCAGUGGUGUGUCACCAUCGCUAGAGUCGUGUUUCACCAUAACUGAAGUGGAAUGUCACUAUCAGUACAGGUCUCACCAUCACUUGAGUAGUGUCACUACAGAGGUGUUACCAUAAGUACAGUGUUGUGACCACUACAGUGGUGUCACUAUGGAGGUGCCACCAUGAGUACUGUGUUGUGGCCACUGUUACGCGCCCCUCCUUCACACUCUAUUAUAUACAAAAAUAAAAGGCCUGGUUAAAAUAAGUUCUGUAAUAAUAUAUCGCGAACCACUUCAUUACUAGCUAGAUAAAGCAGGUUCGACUAUAUAUUAUUAUCGGGUACAGUAUGAAUCAUCAAAAGUACUCUCAUUGUAUUAUAUUGUAUUAUAUUAUAUUAUUAUAUUAGGUUAGGUAUUACGAAUAUGUAACCACUACUGUAGUGACCAAUUGGUGGUUCCAGAAUUGACGCCACGCGUCGCCUUCUGGCCGAGCUGAAGUCAGACUAUGGAGUAGUUGAGCGGGGCAGUCAGCUCCUAGCUCUGACUCGGUACGGGUCUUCAACCCAAAGCUCUUAGCUUAAACUAAAACUGUAAACCAAGUCUAUUGUCUUGCCUAUGCCAUUAAUUUCCUGAAGUCUGGUAUUUCAUGUCUCUUAUGAAAGAUAACUAUUUCGUCAUCCUAGACCUUUCUAAAAGCGAUGCUGUAUAGUCCUUGUGGCUUAGCGCUUCUUUUUGAUUAUAAUAAUAAUCUAAAAGCGAUGAAUGGUGAAAUUAGUGGAUUAUCAAUUGAAAUUAUUGUAUCAUACUCUGUUAAUAAGAAUUUGAACGUAAGAUUAGGUUUCUUGCUAUAUAGUAUUUCAUUUAUAAUUGCUUGUGGCUAUUUGAAUUCACUAACCAAGUACGAAUGAAACUAAAUGAUUGGUAAUAAAAUAAAACUAACAAAAAAAAAAAAAAAGUUAUUUGCGCCUCUGUUGUUACGGUGAAGAUUAAGUCGUAACAACCACUGCAGUCAUGUCACCAUCACUACAGAGGGGUCACUGCAGUGAUCUCACCAUAAGUACUGUGUUGCGACCACUACAGUGGUGUUCACUACAGAGGUAUCACCAUCAGGACAGUGGUGGCACAGUCACAACAUUGCUGUCAUCAGUUUUAAAGUAAUUUAUUCGUAACUGACCAAUUCUUCAUUUGUAACUUGCAUCAUUGCACUUAUGAUUGUAAUGUCCCGACUUAAAGUAUGUAUUAAGUCUAAAUAUGUCCUUAGGCAAAUAGAUAAAUUAAAACCUAACAAAUCCCCAGGCCCUGAUGAACUGUAUGCAAGGGUUCUAAAGGAAUGUAAAGAGGAGCUUAGCACACCUUUGGCUAAUCUUUUCAACAUAUCACUACAAACUGGCAUGCUGCCAGGUAAGUGGAAAAUGGCAAAUGUGAUACCUAUUUUCAAAACAGGUGACAGGUCCUUAGCUUCGAACUAUAGACCAAUAAGCCUAACCUCCAUAGUGGGGAAAUUUAUGGAAUCAAUAAUUGCCGAGGCAGUUAGUAGCCACCUUGAAAAGCAUAAAUUAAUCAACGAAUCUCAGC